AUGUACUUCAUCGUUUACCAGUUGGCGGAUAUCUUUCCGGUUAAAAACUUUUUCACAAGAAGAAACUUCGUGCCGGACCGACAAACAUGGCUGAAAGGCAUCUUGGAUCUGCUGCCACGACAGAUGACUAAGAACUACCCGGCUUUGGCAGCGAUACUGCAUGAGUAUGAGCCAACAAAGCGACCAGGUUUAAUGGCUUCUGCUCCUGGAGCACAGUCACCUUUGAUCGUUCGAAGCCUUCAGUGGGCGUCUUCUUAUGUUGACUUUGCUCAUGGCUUGGCCACCGAUUUGCAACGGGAACCUUGA
This is a messenger RNA of Ostertagia ostertagi, 306 nucleotides long. NCBI's taxonomy places the organism in Eukaryota, Metazoa, Nematoda, Chromadorea, Rhabditida, Trichostrongylidae. The record is from the annotation of a GenBank genome assembly.